Messenger RNA from Paramecium tetraurelia, 1503 nucleotides. RefSeq lists its product as uncharacterized. Lineage: Eukaryota; Ciliophora; Oligohymenophorea; Peniculida; Parameciidae. The transcript is spliced from 4 exons. The record is from RefSeq and is a predicted model, not a curated record.
AUGCCGCCGAAGAGAAAUGUAUAGAACAAUCAAAACAUCUAAAAUUUCUUUAGUAAUGGAAAUAAGAAGGAGAGGAAGGAGAUAAAAGAAAAACAAAAAUAAUUUAUUAAGUGUCCUUUGAUAGGAUCAGUAGGUUUUCAAUUAAGAAGGGUGUUAUAAAAAUACCGAAAUGAGAUAAUGAAGGAGUUUAAUUUUGGAUAAUUGAUGCAGUAGUUAUCAAAAAUCCAAAAUUUGGAUUCGAUUGGAAAUAUGUUAAGUUCAAUUUUGUAUUUGAAUAUCACAAAAAUGUCUGAUAUUUGGAGUGAUGUUUACACUCCAGAUCAUAUUGAUGAUUUGAUUAGUCAAGAAAAUACGUAAUUUCUUAAACAUUGGUUGAAGAAUUCCUUUUCUAUGUUGGCCUAAGAUUAAGUAGAUUAAUCAGAGUCAUGGUAUUCGUAGUCGAAUUCAAUGAACAAUUAAAAUUGGAAUUAUCAGAUGUUAAAUAUCCAUGGGGCGAGUGGAAAGAUGAGUACAAUUUUGGCGAUUGCGAGAGCAUACAAAAUUGAUGUUCUCUUGACUUACAAUUACACAGAGAAGAGGGAAUUCGAGGAGAUGUUUGCAAGUCAGCACAUCAAAUUUACUUAAGAAUAGGGAGAUGCUGAAUUUGGCAACAAGAAGAAGAUAAUAGUUCACAGAGGGACUCUUCCAAAAUUCAUCAAUUCCAAAAUGCUAUAGAUUCAGCGAGUGCCCUUUAUAUGGAUUACAGACUGUUAGUAGAAUCACGAACUAUUCGAUAACUUUGAACUAGUGCAAUAUUCUCAUGAUGAAAUAGUCAAAUACAUUUAUAUCAUAUUGUUAAUUGAACAAACUUACAAAGGAUAAUUGAACCUCAUUAAUGUGGAGUUAAAAAAGAAAGUGAUCUAUGAAAACAUCAAAGAGCAAGGGGGAUUUUUUGUCAACUUUGCAAUUCAGAAACCUACUCUAAAGAUUCAGGAAAUAGAGAUCAAUUUCCAUUACUCAGAUAUUUUCAUACUUACCUUAUUUAUGAAAGGUAAUAUGAGGAACAUACUGAAUUGGUUGUAAUUUCAUCAAGAUGAUCAGAAUGUUCACUAAUAAAUCGCAGAUUUAAGGUUGUCCAAUGCUCAAUUGCCCUAUAUGCUAAAAAAUCAAUUGCCCUUAUUCAAAACCGUUGAGAAUAUUUCCUAGUUAAACGAACAAGCAUGGUCCUGGUAUGAAGAACAGUGUGUGAAUUUGGUCGAUGAUAUGGUACUGAGAAGACAGAAGUUAUUUAUUGAAUCUUAUGGUAGGAGAAUAAUCAAUAGCAAAAAUCACCUAUUUUUAAUCAAUUAAGUUCUGAAGAUCAAUGCUUUUAGUGUGCAAACAUUAGCCUAAAACACCAGAUUAAGAAGGUUGAAUAAGGAACCUUAAGACUUUUAUAAACCCUUAUAAUAACUAUUUGAACAGGAUGAACAAUAUGAGAUGUUUAAGUAAUUUGAUAAAUUUUCAGAGUUUUUAAAAAGUUGA